Helianthus annuus (common sunflower) is the source of this 3412-nucleotide messenger RNA. Its product is annotated as FT-interacting protein 7. The transcript has a single exon. The coding region runs from base 177 to 3272 and encodes 1031 amino acids. NCBI's taxonomy places the organism in Eukaryota, Viridiplantae, Streptophyta, Magnoliopsida, Asterales, Asteraceae. The record is from RefSeq and is a predicted model, not a curated record.
AACAGAUACGAACCGAUAAACCAAAAAACCGGGACCCCUCUUAAUCACCAACCCCACCACAUCCCUUUCACCACCGCACAUACCAAACUUCAUAAUCUCUUGCCUUCUACGUCAUUACUCAUUACACUUUCUAUACCCCUUUCUUAUCCCAAUUCACCGGCCGGCAACCGGAUAACAUGGCCAAGCUCGUUGUCGAAGUGUUAGACGCUGCGGACCUCAUGCCCAAAGACGGUCAAGGCUCCGCUAACCCCUUUGUUGAAGUCAAUUUUGACGGCCAAGUCCAACGAACCCAAACCAAAACCCGAGAUCUUUACCCCUCCUGGAACCAGACUCUAGUGUUUAACGUUCAAGAACCAAGGAAGGUUCAGUCUUCCAUUAUUGAAGUUUGUGUUUACAACGAUCGAAAACCAAACGAGACUAGAAACUUUUUGGGUCGUGUUCGGUUAACUGGGGCUAUGGUCCCGGAGUCAGAGGCUGAGGCUUCUGUUCAGAGAUACCCUCUGGAUAAACGAGGAUUGUUUUCGAAUAUUCGAGGGGAUAUCGCGCUUAGAAUAUUCCUGGCUCAUGGUCAGUUUUCGUCGGAUCAACCGCAGGUGCACGAACAACAGCCGCAGCAGCACCACCAGCGUCAUGAAAGUGCUAAACACGUGCCGAUAGUCGAACAAAUGAUGAAUACCAUGAAUACUGAUGCUUUCGCUUUUCAAGACGAGUACAACAAGUUCGAGGAAGUUAAAGAGAAACAACAUAACAACAAUAAAGAGAAACAGAAACAGAAAGAAGUCAGAACUUUUUUCUCUGUCGGCGCUGGCGGAGGUGGUGGUGGUCCCGGUCAUGGUGCAGGAUCGGGACCUUCACCUGCAGCUCCGCCUCCGGUUUCUGUUGAAACCAAAGCUAACUUCAUGAGGGCUGGACCAGCUCCAGCCAACAUGAUGCAUAUGCAAUUCCCGGGGCAAAAACCGCCUCCGAAUUUUGGGUUGGUGGAGACGCGGCCGCCUGUGGCGGCGCGUAUGGGCUACCGUGGCGCGGACAAGACCGCGACAACUUACGAUCUAGUGGAGCGGAUGCACUUUCUGUAUGUUAAUGUCGUAAAAGCCCGAGACCUCCCGGCGAUGGAUAUCACCGGGAGUCUGGACCCGUAUGUUGAAGUGAGGCUCGGAAACUAUAAGGGAGUGACAAAACACCAUGAGAAGAACGAAAACCCUGUUUGGAAUCAGGUUUUUGCGUUUUCUAAAGAAAGAUUGCAAUCUACCAUGCUUGAGGUGGUGGUAAAAGAUAAGGAUCUUGUAACGAAAGAUGAUUUCGUUGGGAAAAUUCGGUUCGAUGUAAUCGAUGUCCCUAUGCGUGUGCCGCCGGAUAGUCCGUUAGCUCCACAAUGGUACCGGUUGGAAGAUAAGUAUGGUAUGAAAGUAAGGGGCGAGAUCAUGCUCGCGGUUUGGAUGGGAACUCAGGCGGAUGAAGCGUUUCCGGGAGCGUGGCAUUCGGAUGCGCAUGGGGUUAGUCCGCACAAUCUAGCGAAUACGCGGUCGAAUGUGUAUUUUUCGCCAAAGUUGUUUUACUUGAGAAUUCAUGUUAUUGAAGCUCAAGAUCUGAUCCCGGUGGAUCGCAGUAGGCAACCGGAGUUUUAUGUUAAAAUAACCCUCCGGAACCAACUGCGAACCACUAGGACUUCCCAGGGACGCGGGUUGAACCCGUCCUGGCAGGAGGAGUUAAUGUUUGUUGCGUCAGAGCCGUUCGACGAGUUUCUUGUAAUCAGUGUGGAAGAUAGGUUGGGACCCGGAAAGGAUAUUUGUGUAGGGCGGACGAUGGUUCCGGUGAAGAAAAUCCCUCAUAGAGUCGACGCCACGAAGCUUCUAGAAGCUAUGUGGAUCGAUCUCGGAAGACCUUCCGAGUGGGAGGAAGAAGGGGAGAAGAAGAAGGAGAUGAGGUUUUCGAGUAAGAUUCAUGUUAGAUUAUGUUUAGAGGCUGGUUAUCAUGUUCUUGAUGAGGCCACACAUUUCAGUAGCGAUUUGCAAGCAUCGUCGAAGCAUUUAAGGAAACCGAGUAUUGGGAUUCUUGAACUCGGGAUCUUAAGCGCGCAGAAUCUGCCUCCUCUGAAGAUGAGGGAGGGUAAAUUGACGGACGCGUAUUGUGUUGCCAAGUACGGGAACAAAUGGGUUCGAACCCGCACACUGUUGAACACGCUAACGCCUCGUUGGAAUGAGCAGUACACUUGGGAAGUGUAUGACCCGUGUACGGUGGUCACUGUAGGAGUUUUCGACAAUUGUCAUAUAAACGACAAGGAAGAAUCGAGAGACCAGAGGAUCGGGAAGGUUAGGAUUCGUUUAUCGACACUGGAAACCGAUCGGAUUUACACUCACUACUACCCGUUGUUGGUUCUAACGCCUUCGGGUUUAAAGAAACACGGCGAGCUCCAUUUGGCUAUACGGUUCACUUGUGUCGCAUGGGUCAACAUGGUGGCGCAAUACGGCCGACCCCUGCUCCCAAAAAUGCACUAUGUCCAACCCAUAUCGGUUAAACACAUUGACUGGCUCCGCCACCAGGCAAUGCUGAUAGUGGCGUCUCGGCUCUCAAGAGCCGAGCCGCCACUCAAACGAGAAAACGUCGAGUACAUGCUCGACGUUGACUACCAUCUAUUCAGCCUGCGGAGGAGCAAAGCGAAUUUCUACCGCAUUAUGUCCCUCAUGUCCGGAAUCACAGCAGUUUUCCGCUGGCUCGAUGGGAUUUGUAUGUGGCGGAAUCCGUUAACCACGAUUCUCGUCCACGUCUUGUUCUUGAUACUCGUCUGCUACCCGGAGUUAAUCCUGCCCACAAUCUUCCUAUACCUCUUUGUAAUCGGGCUGUGGAACUACAGAUUCAGACCCCGAAACCCGUCCCAUAUGGACGCUAGAAUCUCGCAGGCAGAAAUGGUAAACCCGGACGAGUUAGAUGAGGAAUUCGACAGUUUUCCGACCCAACGGCCACCCGAAAUUGUGAGAAUGAGGUAUGACAGAAUGAGGAGUAUUGCAGGGAGAGUUCAGACAGUGGUUGGAGAUCUGGCAACUCAAGGGGAGAGAGCAAUGGCGUUGCUGAGCUGGCGCGACUCGCGGGCGACGUCUAUAUUUAUAAUAAUUGCAUUGGUGUGGGCUGUGUUUCUGUAUGUGACUCCGUUUCAGGUAGUGGCGGUGUUGUUCGGACUGUAUUGGUUGCGGCACCCGCGGUUUAGGAACCGGAUGCCGUCGGUGCCGGUUAACUUUUUCAAGAGACUGCCUGCAAAGUCCGAUAUGCUUCUUUGAUUUGAAUAUGAAUAUUGUUACAGUGUAAUUGUGAGCAGAAUAACUGCAGUAAAGUAGGUAUUGGUUUGGAUUCAUAACAUUGUACUCUGUAUAUUCUAACUUGGAAUAUCAGAUUAAUAAAUAAUUACAAGUUUUUUCCA